Messenger RNA from Mollisia scopiformis, 2460 nucleotides. RefSeq lists its product as uncharacterized. The coding region runs from base 1 to 2460 and encodes 819 amino acids. Gene Ontology annotation, molecular function: calcium:proton antiporter activity. The record is from RefSeq and is a predicted model, not a curated record. Gene Ontology annotation, cellular component: fungal-type vacuole membrane. Lineage: Eukaryota; Fungi; Ascomycota; Leotiomycetes; Helotiales; Mollisiaceae. The transcript has 7 exons. Gene Ontology annotation, biological process: calcium ion transmembrane transport; intracellular calcium ion homeostasis.
AUGAAGAAAAGUUCAUCUGACUCUGAAUCCUUCAUAGAUCGCAUUCGCUCUUGGGCAAGAACCAAAGCGCAUGGCCCCUCUCCACUCUCCAAAGACUCGAGCCGAUCGACGACUCUCCCCUUAAGCAACCCCCCAUCCAACAAUACUACUCAGAACAGGUCGACCAACCUUCGAGAUGACACAAACAACGUUCCUCCCUUCCCGUCGAGUGACCUCCAUGGCAUCGCCCGCCAGUCGUCGAAACCAACAGCCAACAACGUCGCCGACAAUACCUCAGACGAUCCGCCGCCGCCAGCUCCACCUCCGGAAACUGCUGGGGAGGGGACUGUCAUAGAAGACGACGAACCCAAGAAACAGAAUGUCGGGAUGCGCUUUUGGUUUACUACAAAGGACAUCCUCUUUUCCAGUCCUAUCAACAUAUUACUGGUCUUUGUACCUGUUGGCAUAGCUUCGUAUGCAGCUGGCCUCUCACCAGGUAUCAUAUUUGGAAUGAACGCAAUUGCUAUCAUCCCACUCGCAGGACUUCUCAGUCAUGCUACAGAGAGUGUGGCGAAGAGAAUGGGUGAUACGGUUGGUGCACUAAUGAAUGUUACUUUCGGCAAUGCAGUAGAGCUCAUCAUAUUCAUGUAUGUCUACCUCAGAAGAGAUCAAGACAAGAAAGAGCGAGAAGCCCUCUUAAAGGCAUUAUCAUAUCAAUCGAGUCCCAUAUCAUCGGGUGAAAUUCGUAUCGUGCAAGCUUCAUUACUCGGUUCCAUUCUUGCCAACUUGCUCUUGAUUCUAGGCAUGUGUUUCUUGAUUGGUGGACUUCGUUUCCGUGAACAGAUCUACAACAGCACUGUCACGCAAAUGAGCGCAUGUCUACUCAGUUUGAGCGUGAUGAGUCUACUGCUUCCUACUGCCUUCCACGCCUCGUUCAGUACUCUACAGGCAGACAAGGCGACAAGCGCUGUAUUGAAAGUUAGUCGUGGUACCAGUGUUAUCCUCCUUCUCGUCUAUGGAAUGUAUCUUCUGUUCCAACUCAAAUCGCAUGCGUACAUGUAUGAAAGUACACCUCAGCAUAUCAUCGACGAAGAGUCUGCUCCUGGUCCUGUAGCACAAUGGAUGGAUUCAUCCUCUGAUGAUUCGUCGUCAUCGUCCAGCUCCGACUCCGAUGGCUCCAGUGGUUCCAACACAACUGCAAAGCGCAUCAAGAGAGUCAUGAGAGGUGGUCGACGUCGCCGCAAGUCCAGUUUCGGAUCCAAAGACACCGCCGAUAUCGAAGCAAGCCGCACACCCUCGUUCGGCAACAGCUCCAUGACACCUGUCCAUGCUGAUCACUUCACCGACGAACCCACGUCAACGGGACAUCGCUUUGGAGCAAUCGACAUAGCUGAAGAUGGUGACGAUGAAGAUCCUCGUCGGAGCCGCAAAAGUUCAAUCAGUAACCACGCCCUUACGAAAAAGGAACGCCGUAGAGAGAAAGAGCGAAAGCGCAGAGAGAAGAAGCAACGCAAGAAGGCACGCAGAAACGGAGAUGAUACCAUAACCGAAGGCGUCGCCGAGAAUAACGGAGUAUUCAACGAAAAAUCCCCUGAAGAAGCUGACGCUCCUCGUCGUGUCGACUUUGCCGUCGCUACCGCUGACCCUGGAAGCGAAUACCAAACCGACACCUCGCAGAAACGCCGCUUCAACAUCGCUAGUAUCCGACCUGCUAUCCCCAAGACGUUGUCACAGAAUGUAUUCAACACCCCUGCAGUUCCAUCUCCCGCUCCACCAUCUGGACCAAUCCCUCGCGUCCGUUAUGGAAUCCGUCGCACGAAUUCUCUUCCGGAUCGCUUGAACGAAACUAUGACACCCACGCCGUCAAAUCAGCGUAUCCAACCAACCCGUGUCGGAUCCCUCGCUGUAGCAGAAAACAAGAAAAAGGACGGCGAAGAAGAAAACAUUUCUCGCACGACCGCCGUUGUCCUGCUCCUCGUCUCAACCGGUCUAGUCGCCGUCUGUGCCGAAUUCAUGGUAGACAGCAUCAACGCUGUUGUAUCUGGCAACUCCGCGCUCAGUGAAACGUUCAUUGGAUUGAUCAUCUUACCUAUUGUAGGUAAUGCUGCAGAGCACGUUACUGCUGUUACAGUAGCAAGUAAGAAUAAGAUGGAUUUAGCCAUUGGUGUUGCAGUCGGAUCUUCUAUCCAAAUUGCACUCUUCGUAACCCCCUUCGUGGUCCUCCUCGGCUGGUGCAUGGGCAAGGAAAUGUCUCUCUACUUCACACUCUUUGAAACAGUCUCCCUCUUCGUCUCAGCCUUCAUCGUCAACUUCUUGGUUUUGGACGGACGAAGCAAUUACCUCGAAGGAGCACUCCUGUGCGCUGCUUAUGUGAUUAUCGCUGUGGCGGCUUUCUUCUAUCCUGCUGUGAGCGAUCAGAGUAAUCUUGGUGGAAACGCGGAUGCGGCGAAGAUGAUGAUUAGGAGUUUACUCCAUAUCUAG